Messenger RNA from Melozone crissalis (California towhee), 694 nucleotides. RefSeq names its product ribosomal protein S7 (gene RPS7). The record is from RefSeq and is a predicted model, not a curated record. The coding region runs from base 72 to 656 and encodes 194 amino acids. The transcript has 7 exons. Lineage: Eukaryota; Metazoa; Chordata; Aves; Passeriformes; Passerellidae. Gene Ontology annotation, cellular component: 90S preribosome; ribosome; cytosolic small ribosomal subunit. Gene Ontology annotation, biological process: rRNA processing; ribosomal small subunit biogenesis; translation. Gene Ontology annotation, molecular function: structural constituent of ribosome.
CCCGGGCCGCGAUCUGUGCUGCUCUCGCGAGAGCUCCCCCUUUUCCUGGCCGGCGCGGAGCGAGAAAGGCCAUGUUCAGCUCUAGCGCCAAGAUUGUGAAGCCUAAUGGCGAAAAGCCAGAUGAAUUCGAGUCUGGUAUAUCCCAGGCUCUGCUGGAGUUGGAAAUGAACUCCGACUUAAAGGCUCAGCUGCGGGAGUUGAACAUCACAGCAGCUAAGGAAAUUGAAGUAGGUGGUGGCAGAAAAGCCAUCAUUAUCUUUGUACCAGUUCCUCAGCUGAAGUCCUUCCAGAAGAUUCAGGUGCGGCUAGUCCGGGAGCUGGAGAAGAAGUUUAGUGGAAAACAUGUGGUGUUCAUUGCUCAGAGAAGGAUUCUGCCCAAGCCAACAAGAAAAAGCCGCACAAAAAACAAGCAAAAGCGUCCGAGAAGCCGUACACUUACUGCAGUGCACGAUGCCAUUCUUGAGGACCUGGUCUUCCCCAGUGAAAUCGUGGGCAAGAGAAUCCGCGUGAAACUGGACGGCAGCAGGCUUAUAAAAGUCCAUCUGGACAAAGCACAACAGAACAAUGUUGAACACAAGGUGGAAACAUUUUCUGGUGUGUACAAGAAGCUCACAGGCAAAGAUGUGGUGUUUGAAUUUCCAGAAUUCCAGCUGUAAAAUGCAAAAAAUGGCUGAAUAAACAACUAUUCAUAUAA